This is a messenger RNA of Stegastes partitus (bicolor damselfish), 4878 nucleotides long. RefSeq names its product proprotein convertase subtilisin/kexin type 5a (gene pcsk5a). Gene Ontology annotation, molecular function: serine-type endopeptidase activity. Lineage: Eukaryota; Metazoa; Chordata; Actinopteri; Pomacentridae. Gene Ontology annotation, biological process: peptide hormone processing. Gene Ontology annotation, cellular component: Golgi membrane; trans-Golgi network. Bases 1 to 4878 code for a protein of 1625 amino acids. The record is from RefSeq and is a predicted model, not a curated record. The transcript has 35 exons.
AUGAGGCAUUUAUUGGCGCUGUGGAUGGGAACUGUGCUGCAGUUUUGUCAUGCAACGAUUUACACCAACUACUGGGCCGUAAACAUAAGAGGAGACCUUGAGUCUGUGAACAGGAUAGCUGAGAAAUAUGGAUUUACCAAUGUGGGUCAGAUUGGAGACCUGAAGAGUUAUUACAGUUUUCGGCACCGGGAGACGGCCAAUCGGUCCGCUGUGUGCAACAAAGAAGUCACUGUUCGCGUCGCCAAGGAGACCAAGGUGGAGUGGCUCGAGCAGCAGGUGGUCCACAGAAGAACAAAGAGGGACUCCAAACACCUUGUUGCCGCCCAUCACCAGCCCAGCCACGCCCAGACACUGUACUUCAACGACCCAGCGUGGAACAGCCUGUGGUACAUCCACUGCAGCGAUGAGUCCGACGGCUGCCAGUCUCACAUGAACAUCGCAGGGGCCUGGAGGAGAGGGUUUACUGGGAAGGGUGUGGUGGUGUCUGUCCUAGAUGAUGGCAUUGAGAGAGAGCAUCCGGAUCUGAAGCCAAAUUAUGAUCCUCUUGCCAGCUAUGAUAUGAACGGACAAGACCCAGAUCCUUCUGUGAAUUACUCCAACAAUGCUGCUAACUACCAUGGGACUCUGUGUGCAGGGAUGGUUGCGGCAGCUGCGAAUAACUCUCACUGCACGGUUGGAGUUUCUUACCAUGCACGGAUAGGCGGCAUCCGGAUGCUGGACGGAGAUGUGACGGACAUUGUGGAAGCUGAAUCACUGAGCUUCAGGCCACAAUAUAUCGAUAUUUACUUCGCUGGCUGGGGGCCAGAAGAUGAUGGGGCCACUCUCGAAGGACCUGGGCCUCUGACUCGUCUUGUUUUACAGAACGGCAUUCAAACAGGCCGGCAUGGCAGAGGCUCUGUUUUCGUUUGGGCGUCGGGGAACGGAGGGCGAAGAGGUGACCACUGUUCCUGCGAUGGCUACAGCAGCAGUAUCUACACUAUCUCUAUCAGCAGCAGCACUCGGCGUGGAAGCCAGCCAGAUUACCUGGAGCGGUGCUGCUCCACGCUGGCAGCAGCUUACAGCGGUGGGGAGACAGAGGAGAUGGUAACCUUGGGUCCGCAGCAGAGCUGUAGCAGGGCUCGGUCAGGGACGUCCCUCUCCUCCUCCAUUGCUGCUGGUGUCAUUGCUCUCACUUUGGAAGCCAAUCCCUUGCUAACCUGGAGGGAUGUGCAGCACAUUAUUGUCCGGACAUCGAAAGCUCAUCAUCUCAUUGCUCCUGACUGGCAUGUUAAUGGAGCCGGAUAUGAAGUGAGCCACCUGUAUGGCUUUGGCCUGCUGGAUGCUGAGAGCAUGGUGAAGGAGGCUGAGCGUUGGAAGCAAGUCCCCUCACAGCAUGAGUGUGUGGAGGAGGCUGCCAUCCAGCUGAGCAGAAUUAUUCAUCUAGGCUCGGUGCUGACGUCUGUGUAUGAGACUACAGGCUGUUCCAGCGAGGCCCUGCAGCACGUUGUUUAUGUGGAGCAUGUCGUUGUACGUGUUACCAUCACUCACAGUCGUCGCGGCGACCUUUCCAUUACACUCACAUCACCUUCAGGCACCGUGUCACAGCUGCUAGCUAACAGGCCUCUUGACGACUCUACAGAGGGAUUUCAGAACUGGGAAUUCAUGACAGCUCACUGCUGGGGGGAGCAGGCCGCAGGGGAAUGGACUUUGAAAAUCCAGGAUACUCCUUCUCAGGAAAGAGACAGCACUGAACUAGGGGCGCUGAGGACAUGGUCCCUGGUGAUUUAUGGCACGGCAGAGCAACCGUAUCCCGUGCAUCGUGAGCGAGCCCGAUCAGCUGAGAUUCCCAUGGAUAGUGAUCUCACUGAAGACUACAGCGGACCCUGCGACCCAGAAUGCAGUGACGAUGGUUGUGAGGGGCCGGGCCCGCAGCAGUGUGUCACAUGCUUGCACUUUUUUCUCAAGUUCAAGAACAACACAAGGUUGUGUGUAUCAGAGUGUCCCAAGGGAUCCUGGGGCGACCGCCGGCGUUGUAAGAGGUGCUACUCCUCCUGUGAGAGCUGCACUGGGAGUCGCAGUGACCAGUGCACCUCCUGUCAGCCUGGCCAUCAUCUGACCGAGGAAAAAAAUACCUGCACAGCCAUCUGCGGGGAUAAUUACUACCUCGACCACGAUGCAAAUAUGUGCAGAAAGUGCAGCGAAAACUGCUUGAAGUGCACCUCCUACAGCAUCUGCACAGAAUGCAAACCAGACACAAGCCUGUAUGGGAACCGAUGCCAGCGGAGCUGCGCGGCCGGAUUCUACCAUGACACACAGGAUGGUGAAUGCAAGCCCUGUCACCACGCCUGCGCUACCUGUGCAGGUCCAGGUGUCGAGGCGUGCAAACGCUGUUCUGAGGACUACUUGAUGGAGGAGUGGAGGUGCGUGUCCUCCUGCAGUGCUGGCUUCUACGCCACAGAGCCAAACCCAGAGAAAGCUGAUGGGCACAGGAUAUGUAGGAGGUGUGACGCCAGCUGUCUCACCUGUGUGGGGCCGAGUCGGGGGAACUGCAGCAGCUGUUCCAGCGGUCACGGCCUGCAGGAGGGAGUGUGUGUUGUGAACACUGUGUGCACAGACGGAGAGUACCAGGACAGUAACGGGAAGUGCCACGCGUGUGAUGCAACGUGUCUAAAGUGCACAGGGCCGCAAAGCGAAGACUGCAUCAGCUGUGUUUCUUCACGGGCUCUGGAUGAGGGCCGCUGUGUGGUGGCGUGUACCGAGGGCAAGUACCAGUCAGGUGGCCGGUGUCACCUGUGUGACCACACCUGUGCCACAUGUGUGGAUGCUGGGCCCGCCAACUGUACCGGCUGUGACACUGAUAAGUUUGGAAUAGAGCGGUACCUUUAUAAAGGCCUGUGUCUGGACGCCUGUCCUGACGCCUUCUACCACACCAAGGACAGGAGCUGUGAGCCCUGCUCGGCCCACUGCCAGCUCUGCACAAGCCCAAACCACUGCCUCCAGUGCAACUCCUCGUACUACGUCUCUGAUGGAGGCUGUGCGAAGCUGGAGUGUGGGGAAGGGGAAGUGGAGGAUCCAGAUUACGACGACUGCAUGCUCUGUGAGGAGGGCUGCAGGAAGUGUGUCUUGUAUAACCCCAGGCAUUGCCUGUCCUGCACUGAGGGCUUUUACAAUUUUCAGGAUGGCUGCUACAAAUACUGCCCAGCUAAGACGUACAGCAUGGACGAGGAGAUGACCUGCGUUCCAUGUGACGACAACUGUUUGAGCUGUGAUGAACAUGAGUGCUACUGGUGUGAGACAGACCUCUUCUUAUCAGAGGGGAGGUGUGUUUCAGUGUGUCCCGACGGUUUCUAUGGCGAUGAAGACACCAACGACUGUAAGGAGUGUGACUCGGACUGCGUGACGUGCAGCGGGCCGGAGGACAUAGACUGUCUGUCGUGUGAGGAGGGGAAGACGCUGGAAAACCAAGAGUGUGUGUCUGACCACGAGGCCUGUCCCAUUAAGACCUUUCGCAACGAUGGAGCCUGUGAGGACUGCCACCCGUCCUGCGAGUCCUGCACCGGAGAGGAGAAGAACCAGUGUACACAAUGCGCAAAAGGGCGUUUUCUGACCGCACAGCAAACAUGUGUAUCCAAGUGUCCGGCGGGCUUCUUUGCCAGACGGCUGAGCGGUUUGUGUGAAGCGUGCCCUCCAGGCUGUUUGCAGUGUGUGGACGAUCAGCGCUGCAGCCGCUGUCAGAACACUCGCAGGGCUCAACUUUUCCUGCAGGACGGACAGUGUGUUCAAGAGUGUGUCAGGGGUUAUCCUGCAGGCCAGGUGUGUCGUAGCUGUGCGCCCGGCUGUGCGUCCUGUGGGAGGAACGCCACCCACUGCCUCAGCUGUGACGAACCUCUCCUCCUACACAAGCACCAGUGCGUGGACGAGUGUCCUCCAGCGCACACUGUCCGGGACGGGGAGUGCCAUCGCUGCCCCCCGGCCUGUGAGGAGUGCAGCCCACUUGGACAGUGCACCGGCUGUGAGGAGUAUCACUUUCUCCUGGAGGGCCUGUGCGUGCUAGACUGUCCCGAGGGGUUCUUCGAGGACAAAGCGCUGGGGGAGUGUUUGCGUUGCCACCCCGACUGUGCUUUGUGUGACGGGCCGAACAGCAAUGACUGUGAUGCCUGUAUGGACCGCGACGCCACCCUGCACAAUGGGGCAUGUCUGGAAGCCUGCGCCUCCCACGCAUACAGGGACCCUAUGACAGCAGACUGUAAAGACUGUGAUGCCUCGUGCCUCACGUGCUUCGGGCCUCACGCCGGCUCCUGCACCAGCUGCCAAGAGGGUCAGAAGCUGAACAACCUCAACCACUGUGUGCCGUCAGACAGCAAAUGCUCGAUCCACCAGUACACAGACCAGGACGGCGAAUGCCAUCCGUGUCACAAAUACUGCCACAGGUGUUCAGGUCCUGGCAAAACCCACUGCCUGAGCUGCAGCCAGAGACAUCUCCUGCUCAAUGGUACCUGCGUGGAUGAAUGCCCAACAGGCUACUAUGAGGACGACUCGGGGCAGAAAUGUGAACCCUGCCACGCCGCCUGUCAGUCCUGUGUCGGAAAGCACAGCCACGAGUGCCUCACCUGCAAAACCCACCUAUUUCGGGAGGGCAAGGAGUGCGUGGAGACCUGCCAGCACAGUCACUAUGGAAACACUGCCUCAAGGCUGUGUGAGAAGUGUGACCCGAGUUGCGGUGAGUGUAACGGGGGCGGGGACGACGGCUGCCUGAACUGCGCACCGGGCCUCGUCUACUUGCGGAAAGAGGGCCGUUGCCUCCCCUCGUGCCCUCAGGGAUACCAUCACGACGCCGCGCACAGGACCUGCGAGCCCUGCUACGCCACCUGCAGAACGUGCACAGGUGUGGAAAGCUAG